Molecule: messenger RNA, 1263 nt
Organism: Penicillium longicatenatum
Lineage: Eukaryota; Fungi; Ascomycota; Eurotiomycetes; Eurotiales; Aspergillaceae
Exons: 1
Coding region: 1-1263 (420 amino acids)
Source: RefSeq, a predicted model, not a curated record
AUGAAACCCUCCAUGGCCAAUCUGCCCGAAGGCCACGGCUCUGUGUACAAAGAAGUCCGGUUCUCGCCAACGGCAACACCGCUCCGCCGAGCUCAAUCGGUCUCAGGCAGUAACCCCUCGGCGAACUCCAAAUAUGUCCAAACACCGGUGUACGGACGAAACUUCCCAGUCCUGGAUACUUCAUAUAUCGACCAGUCACGCGACCUUCUUGAGAAGCAACGGGCGAAUUUUCAGGCGGAAAGGGAGCUUUUUGCGCAAGAACGACGACUCUGGGAGACAGAGCGGUCGCUAUUGAAGGCUAGGAUUGCUGAAUUAGAAUUGGUCAAGUCUCCAAGAGCAAACUCCAACACCACAGUACCUCGUUCUGCCGGAGUGCUUUUUGGGGGCCCGCAAUUUAAUGGGGCCCGCGAUUCGUUAUUGCACUCGGCUCAGGUGUGGGAAGGAACAAGCCCAGGAGGGCGACCAACAAGAGUCUUCCUCAACGAAGAGACCCCAGACAGUCUCCACCUGUCGACAAUCAACGAGGGGAGUGACAACAACCCCCCGUCCCUAGACGCAGCCCUUUCUCCACAGACACGGGCUGCAGACGCACCUGGAGUGACCGUUAGCGUCCCGGUGCCGAUCGAGAAGCUUGAUAGCAGACUAGAUGGAAUUACCCUCAAGUCAACUGGCUUACCACCUGGGGUCGUAGCCCGGGUGAUCACUCCACCAUCGCCGUCGCCCCUGACCACAUCCCCUCCUGCCCCUUCCGACCCUGCAAGGCCUGACAUGGAUCACCGAAACAGUCUCAAGUUGAAGCUGUCAGAACUCGGCCCACCCAAUGAAAACCUCGUUCGGGACGCUGGACACACCCCGAUGGUGGUCAUCGAGGCCGACGGGAGCCGCCGAUCCACCCAGGACGCUACUCCAGCUCCCGAGGCUCAAUCUCAGGAGGAGGCCCCACUGGCACCUGUGCAUACGGAGGUCGGUCUGCCGACAGAGAAUGCGGAGUCGUAUUUCCCCGAUCUGCCUGAAGAUCCUGCCCUGAAGGGGCCGCUUGGUCUCACCAACGAUGAAGAACACGACAGUAGCUUCCUGAAUGAGCUUGACCAGAAACUCCUGGAUCAAGCUAGGCGGAUCCUAGGUAACUCAGAGGAACCGGAGGAGCCCAAUGAGACCGAACAUGAGCAGCCUACUCAGGGUGAACAGGAACCAGAAUUCAAGUUCAAAAAUUCCACUAACUUCGGCACAGCCUUUGGUAAAUCGAAUUGCGGUAAAUUUUAA